AUGAAUACAGCUAGUUGGCCUUACUUUGACCCCGAUUUUGAUGGCCUUUCAGAAAGAGUUUACGGCCCUGUAUGCAGAGUUACAAUUGACAAUGAAAGCUCAGACGAGUGCACCGUUUUAAAGAUCGAUAGCGUAAACAAGCAGGGCCUACUUCUGGAGGUGGUGCAGGCGCUUACUGAUAUGAACCUCACCAUAUUGAAGAGCUACAUUUCCUCUGAUGCUGGAUGGUUCAUGGACGUGUUUCAUGUUAAAGAUGGAAGUGGGAACAAAGUUACUGAUCAGAAUGUUAUCAACUAUAUACAGAAGGCCAUUGGAGCAAAUAAGGAGGCCAUGGUAAAAGCAAGGGCCAGAAAUACCAAGUUCUUAGAGUCCAAGACAUCUGCUCAUGAACCCACAGCAAUAGAGAUGAGGGGAAAAGACAGGCCUGGCCUUUUCUCUGAAAUUUCUGCCGCCUUGGCCGAUCUUCAUAUUAAUGUGGUGGAAGCACAUGCAUGGAGCCACAAUGCUCGCUUAGCAUGCGUUGCCUACAUCUCCGACCAAUCCACAUCCUCUCCGAUUGAUGACCACCGCCUCGCCACCAUCGAAGACCACCUUACCACGGUCCUCAGAGCCACCACGUCUCAAAACACCGGAGAUGACGUCUGCACCAACCAACAAGAGGUGAAACAUUUUGCUGGCCUUCCCGAUCAUGGCCGCUGGGAAGGCACCAUGACUGAUGUGGAACGCCGGUUGCAUCAGCUCAUGCUCUCCGUUCGCGACUUUGACGGGCCUCCUUCAGCUUCAGGGCCGUCGAGCUCGUGGCCGAGGUCCACGGCGAAUAUUCCACUUGGUGGCCACGAUGAUGAGGAGGAGCGGGAGAAGAAAGAAUGCCAGGUGCGGAUUGAGAGCUGUGAUGAGAAGGGAUAUUCAAUAGUCACAGUGAGUUGUAAGGAUCGGAGAAGGCUCAUGUUUGAUACUGUUUGCACUCUUACCGACCUGCAAUACGUCAUCUUCCAUGCUUCCGUUGAUUCUGAUGAAGGUUAUGCAUUUCAGGAGUAUUUCAUAAGGCACGUUGAUGGCUGUGCCUUGAAUACAGAGGGCGAAAAGGAAAGAGUCAUAAAAUGCUUGGAGGCCGCCAUAGAGCGUAGGGUUUGUGAGGGUAUUCGAUUAGAGUUACGUGCAACUAAUAGGGUAGGACUUCUUUCUGACAUAACUCGGGUUCUUCGGGAGAAUGGCCUAGCUGUAGUCAGGGCAGAUAUAGCAACACAGGGCGAGAAUGCGGUAAAUGCCUUCUAUGUGAGGGAUAUGUCAGGCAACGACGUCGAUAUGGAGUUUAUUAAAACAAUGAAGAGAGAGAUGGGACCAAUAGAUCUUGAUGUCAAAAAUGAAACACCAAUUAUCAGGCGAACCUCACCUGGAAAUGGAAAUGGAAAUGGAAGUGGAAAUGGAAGGCCUCGGUUCUCUGUUGGGGACAUUCUGAGGUCUCACGUUGAGCGUUUAUCCCACAACAUCGCCAUCGGAUAA
Messenger RNA from Coffea eugenioides, 1503 nucleotides. RefSeq names its product ACT domain-containing protein ACR2. The record is from RefSeq and is a predicted model, not a curated record. The transcript is spliced from 7 exons. Bases 1 to 1503 code for a protein of 500 amino acids. NCBI's taxonomy places the organism in Eukaryota, Viridiplantae, Streptophyta, Magnoliopsida, Gentianales, Rubiaceae.